Erythranthe guttata (spotted monkey flower) is the source of this 450-nucleotide messenger RNA. RefSeq lists its product as uncharacterized. The record is from RefSeq and is a predicted model, not a curated record. NCBI's taxonomy places the organism in Eukaryota, Viridiplantae, Streptophyta, Magnoliopsida, Lamiales, Phrymaceae.
AUGAGAACAGAUGGGAAGAUUAUCGAGUACAAAUCCCCGAUUAAAGUACAUCAAGUGCUGUCCGAUUUUCCAAACCACGCAUUAUUAGUAUCUGAUAAUCUUCCUCCUAUCGUAAACCACAUGCAUCCGAAUGCUGAUUUGCUUCGAGGCCGUUUGUAUUAUCUUGUUCCUCUACCGGUGGUCCCACAACCGAUGAAGAAGACGAAGACGAAGCCGAAGAAGACAGUUCGUUUUGCAGAGGAUGUUGUAAUAGUAGAAGAAGAAGCAGAAGAAGAAAAGGAAAAAACCCGACAAUCGAACGGAGUGACGAGAAUUAAGCUUGUGAUUAGCAAAAAGGAGCUGCAAGCAAUUCUAAGUAAAGAGGGAGUUUCUGUUGAAGAUAUGAUUUCUCAUGUGCAGCAGAAUGAACAAAGCACAAUCAAGAUUGAAUGUAUCCCUCAAGUGCACUAA